Molecule: messenger RNA, 1204 nt
Organism: Benincasa hispida (wax gourd)
Lineage: Eukaryota; Viridiplantae; Streptophyta; Magnoliopsida; Cucurbitales; Cucurbitaceae
Product: binding partner of ACD11 1-like
Molecular function (GO): RNA binding
Source: RefSeq, a predicted model, not a curated record
GUCAGUUUCUUUUGUUUUGCCACAUGUAUUACUACGAACCUAAACAACCGCCAAGCCACACCACAACUCUCAAAGGCCAUUCUUCCUUCUUCCUCUCCCCUCUCUAAGAAUUUCGAUUGGCAAACCUCUCAGGUGGAUCAGACAGAAUCAUCAUGGCAAUGAGAACGGUGAGAGUUACUAAUGUCUCCUUAAGCGUAACAGAGAAAGAUUUGAGAGACUUUUUUUCUUUUUCCGGUGAAAUUGAAUUUGUCGAAAUGCGAAAGGAUACUGAGCGAUCUCAACUUGCAUUUGUUACCUUUAAGGAUCCGAAAGGGGCAGAGACAUCGAUUCUACUCUCGGGAGCUACAAUUGUUGAUCAGCCAGUAAGCAUUGCUUCUGCUCCAGAUUACAACCUUCCUGCAGUUAAUGCCAGUGCCCCUGUAGCCAUGCCAGUUUCUACUCCAGCUACAGACAACACAAACUCCGGUACUUCUACUGCUGGAUCUGCAAUGCAAAAGGCAGAGGAUGUUGUCAGCAGCAUGCUGGCCAAAGGCUUCACUUUGGGCAAAGAUGCCCUUAAUAAGGCGAAGUCUUUUGAUGAGAGACACCAAUUGACUUCGACAGCCUCAUCCAAAGUCGCUUCUCUCGACCAAAAGAUUGGUCUUAGCGAGAAAAUUAGUGUUGGCACAACGGUGGUGAAUGAGAAAGUGAGGGAAAUGGAUGAGAAGUUUCAAGUGUCUGAGAAGACCAAGGCAGCUGUGAGCAAUGCAGGAUCAGCCAUAAUGACUAACCGCUAUGUCUUAACCGGGGCUUCCUGGGUUAGCCAGACAUUUCAAAGAGUCGCGAAAGCUGCUGUAGAUGUUAGCCAGAAAACGAAGGAGAAGGUUUUAGUUGAGGAUCAAGGGAAACAUGUGGGAAAUUCUUCUUAAAGUCAUUCCAAGAAUUGCUGCGCUCUAAAUGUGUAGCCUUGACCAUCCCAAUAUAUAAAUCAUAUAUAUUUGGCCAAAACAAUGUGAGGACCAAUUCUCUUAGCUUUCUAUUUUCAUCUCAGUUGUUUGAUAUAUUUUUAAUGCUUUAUUUUAGUUUUAGUAUUAAGGGAGUAUACAUAUAAGCUACAUCACAUGCUUAUGUUGUAAUUCAAUUGUAAGAAAAGCAUAUAUUUAUAUAUAUAUGCUAUUAUGUGAUACCGGCUUUCCUUGUUUAGAUACUUGUUUCUAAUUUUGCA